Molecule: messenger RNA, 710 nt
Organism: Symbiodinium sp. CCMP2456
Lineage: Eukaryota; Dinophyceae; Suessiales; Symbiodiniaceae
Source: the annotation of a GenBank genome assembly
AUGGCCGAUGAUGCCGCCAAGCCAAAGGAGGAUCCCUUGCGAGAAAUCAAAGCGUCCCUGGACCGGCAGAUGCGCUGUCAGCCUUACGAACGCUUCGACAAGUUCUACGAAGGCGAAGAGUUCGCAGAUGCUCUCUUCACCGAGCUGGUGCCCUGGGGCAAGGAUCAGACCUUCACUGGGCUGACCCACGGCACUCCGAAGGGUGCGCACACGCCGCAUGGUUGGGGUGUUCUGGAGCACCACGAAGGCUUCAUGCAGGCUUGCUCUGUGUGGCUCGACGGUGUUGCCGACGGGCCUGGCAUGUGGGCGAGCACCAUGAAUGGCGUCGAGCAGUGUGGCUACGGCACCUGGGUUCAGGGGAAGCGGCAUGGCUACUUCGCCCUCGUCAAAGAAGGUGGCACUUACAUCGAGGAGUACGAGAUCGGUGAGCUGAAACGGCGCAUAAAGUGGAGGAAAGACAAGCUCCACGCCAAGUGCUCGCGAUGUGGAAUGCUCUUCGUUCCUUUGGCAAACACUGCUGAAGAAAAGUUCUGCCGUUACCACGUUUCAAAGCCCGACUACGACGGUCGCUACCCCUGCUGCGGGGCACUGCAUGCGGUGAACCCUCGAGGCUGUGCAACAUCCAUGCAUGUGGAGCCGCUGCCGGAUCCGCCCAAAGAUGCCGUCGACGGCUUGGCAGAUGCCACAGCAGCCCUGGGGCUGGGAGCUGG